This is a messenger RNA of Alternaria atra, 741 nucleotides long. RefSeq lists its product as uncharacterized. The transcript has 5 exons. Lineage: Eukaryota; Fungi; Ascomycota; Dothideomycetes; Pleosporales; Pleosporaceae. The record is from RefSeq and is a predicted model, not a curated record. The coding region runs from base 1 to 741 and encodes 246 amino acids.
AUGUCGACUAAUACGAUCCCGAUACCCCGCGAUCCAACUGAUGACGAGGCUCUCGCCCUGUUCAAUACGGUAGAGGAGAGAUUUCCGUCGCAGACACUUGGAGACGACAAGUGGUAUGUGCUUCUGCUUGCAUCAAUCGUUGGCGGUGGACAGCCUGGCUUCGCGCCUCUGCUCUACAAAGAACUCAUCAAGCGACCCGAACACCAGACGUCCGAACAACGUCAGGCUUUGAUGCGAAGGAUACGCGAGACGCUGUUCAAACUCAUCGUGAUUGUGGGUGUGUGCAAGCCGCUGGAAGCCAUCUUCGACAUCGAUGCAAUUACGAAUCCAGAGGACAAGGACUAUACGUUUUCAAGAGAAGGAUGGCAAUGUGACGAGGCAAACUCAAAACGUGGUGCAGCAUGGCAAGGUCGCUUGUACCAGCACAACCAGGAAGGCAUCGAUAACGUGUUAGCAUCACAGAGGGAUUUCGACUGGACGAGCAAGCAGAUCACCUACGGUCUCUACUUAUCCGAUCACACCAUUCUUAACGACGUUGAGACGGAGCUCACCGUACUCAGUGGCAUCAUGAUCCAAAACCUGCCCAGGGAGACCGCCUGGCAUUUGCGCGGGACUAGACGCAUUGGCGUUAGCAAAGAUGACGUCGAGACAGUUCAACAAUGCAUCGAGCUUGUCGCUAGCUUCUGUGGCUUACGGUUGCACAAGGUGCCAAGGGUCACUGACAUUGAGCAUGAGGUAUAA